This is a messenger RNA of Mastomys coucha (southern multimammate mouse), 3211 nucleotides long. RefSeq names its product 25-hydroxycholesterol 7-alpha-hydroxylase. Gene Ontology annotation, biological process: cholesterol homeostasis; bile acid biosynthetic process. The transcript has 8 exons. Lineage: Eukaryota; Metazoa; Chordata; Mammalia; Rodentia; Muridae. Gene Ontology annotation, molecular function: steroid hydroxylase activity; oxidoreductase activity, acting on paired donors, with incorporation or reduction of molecular oxygen; iron ion binding. Bases 67 to 1767 code for a protein of 566 amino acids. The record is from RefSeq and is a predicted model, not a curated record.
UGAACCUUUGCAUAUAUUAUGCCCUCAACCUCAAUCUAAGCACAGUAGACACUGGUGGUGAACGAGAUGGGGAGCAAAUCCUGCUGCAUCUGCCCGCUAUUGAGGAUGACCUGUGCCACAGGGCCACUUUCCAAGGCUGGGUUCCUGUCACCAGAGCAGGAGGCGGCCAGAGCCUCUGAUCUAGAAGAGAGGGCACUGCGUGGAAGCCAUCGCUCCCUACAGAGCCGCCAGCGCGUCCAAAUGCAGGGAGCCAUGACCCUAGAUGCCGUCUCGCCAGGGCCUCUUGCCCUCCCAGGCCUUCUCUUUGUCGCCACCUUGCUGCUCCCGGCCCUGUUCUUCCUCCUCACCCGGCGCAUCAGGCGCCCUGGUGAACCUCCCUUGAUAAAAGGUUGGCUUCCUUAUCUUGGCAUGGCCCUGAAAUUCUGGAAGGAUCCAUUAACUUUCUUGCAAACUCUUCAAAGGCAACAUGGCGACACCUUCACUGUCUUGCUUGGGGGGAGGUAUAUAACAUUUGUUCUAGACCCCUUCCAGUACCAGUAUGUAAUGAAAAACCCCAAACAGUUAAGCUUUGAGAAGUUCAGCAGACGAUUAUCCGCAAAAGCCUUCUCUGUCAAGAAGCUGCUGACCGAUGAUGACCUUCAUGAUGACCUUCACAGAGGCUUCCUGCUUUUACAAGGCAAACCUUUGGAUGCUCUUUUGGAAACCAUGAUCCAAGAAGUAAAAGAAAUAUUCGAGUCCCAGCUGCUAAAAGCCACAGAUUGGCGUACAGAAAGAAUGUUUGCAUUCUGUAGCUCAUUGGUAUUUGAGAUCACAUUUACAACUAUAUAUGGAAAAAUUCUUGCUGAUAACCAGAAACAAAUUAUCAGCGAGAUAAGGGAUGAUUUUUUAAAAUUUGAUGACAUUUUCCCAUACUUAGUAUCUGACAUACCUAUUCAGCUUCUAAGAAAUGCAGAAUCCAUGCAGAAGAAAAUUAUAAAAUGUCUUACACCAGAAAAAGUAGCGCAGAUGCAUGGACGGUCAGAAAUUGUUCAGGAGAGGCAAGAUACGCUGAAAAAAUACUAUAGGCAUGAAGACUUUGAAAUAGGAGCACAUCAUCUUGGCCUUCUCUGGGCCUCUCUAGCAAACACCAUUCCAGCUAUGUUCUGGGCAAUGUAUUAUAUUCUUCGACAUCCAGAAGCUAUGGAAGCCCUGCGUGACGAAAUUGACAGUUUCCUACAGUCAACAGGUCAAAAGAAAGGACCUGGAAUUUCUGUCCACUUCACCAGAGAACAAUUGGACAGCUUGGUCUGCCUGGAAAGCACUAUUCUUGAGGUUCUGAGGCUGUGUUCAUACUCCAGCAUCAUCCGAGAAGUGCAAGAGGAUAUGGACUUCAGCUCGGAGACUAGGAGCUACUCGCUACGGAAAGGAGACUUUGUAGCUGUCUUCCCUCCGAUGAUACACAAUGACCCGGAAGUCUUCAAUGCUCCGAAGGAAUUUCGGUUUGAUCGCUUCAUAGAAGACGGUAAGAAGAAAACGACGUUUUUCAAAGGAGGCAAGAAGCUGAAGAGUUACAUCAUGCCGUUUGGGCUUGGAACAAGCAAAUGUCCAGGCAGAUAUUUUGCAGUGAAUGAAAUGAAGCUACUACUGAUUAUAUUUUUAACUUACUUUGAUUUAGAAAUAAUUGACAGGAAGCCUGUGGGACUAAACCACAGUCGUAUGUUUUUAGGUAUUCAGCAUCCCGAUUCUGACGUCUCGUUUAGGUACAAGGCAAAAUCAUGGAGAAGCUGAAAGUGUAGCGGAGGAGCUUUGCCGCCGAGUAAGGCUGCAUGCGCUGAGCCCCGUGAUUUGUUACAUUCCCUCAAAUGCGACCACUACUCUUGUUUGUUUGAAAAUGGCAAAUUUAUAGUUGAUUGAGAUCAAUCCAGUUUGUUUUGGGUCACAAAACCCGUCAUAAAAUAAGCAGCGUGAUGGUGUAAAAAAAAAAAAAAAAAAAAAAAAAAAAAAAAAAAAAAAAAAAAAAAAAAAAAAAAGCCAUGGCAGUCAUUUCAGGAUAAGGUAAAAUAAUGUUCUCAAGUUUGUACUUACUGUGAUUUUUAUCAUUUGUAGUGAAUGUGCUUUUCCAGUGAUAAAUUUGCCCCAGGGUGAUUUUUCUUUAAGUUCCUGAAAUCCUUUAAUAUGGUUUUAUGUACUACUGGAAAGCUGUGCCAUCAAUGGACAGUCUAACAAUUUCCAGUUUUCCAGAAGAGGGGGAAAUUAAACCCCAUGAGUUAUACUGUAUGAAAUUGUUCCCUUCAAGUAUAAUAUCAAUAAUGUCUACAUCACCAGGCUACCUUCGCAUUAAAUGAGUUUUGCAAAAGAUUAAACGUUCCAGCUUCCCUUCAAUAUUUAAUCAUCCAGAAAUGCUCUUUACAACUUGGUAUUCUACAGCUCAAUAGAACACAAUUAAAUUGUUAUGUAAGGCAGCUCAUGUUUAAGUUAGAUGUUGUUAAAUUCAAAUAUAUAGGAAAACACAAAGCCUAUUCUAUAGUCAGCAGUUACUCUAGACAUUAGUUUUGGGCUUAUUGUGGAGGUAAAUGAUGAAGGUAAAAUAGCCCUGACAGUAGUGUUGGUCUGUAGUAUAAACUGUGUUAUAUAAUACUUCAAGGAACCUAUUACCAAAUGUUUCCAUUUACAUAAAGUGAGAAAUUAGGUAGCAUUAUUUAUCCACAGCCUUUUGGACUUGAAGGUUAGUUUUUAAACUCUCAAAUUAAACUAUAUGAAAAAAAAUUUAUAUGACACCAUAGAGCCUGUAUUGAUUAGUGAAAGAUUUCUACUACCAAAUACCCCAGUGACAGACAUUUGCAAUAAAUAGUGAUAUAAAAUGUAAAUGCACGGGAUAAAUAAUUAAACCAAAUUAAUCCAUGCUAUAUUAAUUAGAAAUUCUAAUGCUUCAGAAAUUUUUUAUUGUUAUUAUAAAGGAGAUUGGUUUUAAAACAGCAUUCUAAAAUACUUAUCAUACUAGGCAAUAUAACAUCGUCGCAUUUCUUUUCUCCUCCCUAGAGCAUAGGUUCUUUGUAUGUUGUCUCCAUGAACUCUGGUUUGGCUUCAAUGAGGUGGUCUUUAUUCUCCAUCUCAUUCCUUUUUAAAAAAAAUGCAAAAUGACCAUUUAUAAUUAUAUAAAUUCACAGAAUAUGAAAGGAAGUUGUGACUCAUGAAAAAGCUGUAGAAUGAUUAAACUAGCCCACAUUAUGAA